Messenger RNA from Clarias gariepinus (North African catfish), 2110 nucleotides. It is a transcript of the gene cetn2, whose product is annotated as centrin, EF-hand protein, 2. Gene Ontology annotation, biological process: mitotic cell cycle; nucleotide-excision repair; centriole replication. Gene Ontology annotation, molecular function: calcium ion binding. NCBI's taxonomy places the organism in Eukaryota, Metazoa, Chordata, Actinopteri, Siluriformes, Clariidae. Gene Ontology annotation, cellular component: centriole; centrosome. The record is from RefSeq and is a predicted model, not a curated record.
AUCUCAUCAGAGAGAAGAUGCUGUAAGCAAUGUAUCCACAUCCUUUAUUACUGUAAAAUCUCUCUGUAUCCUGUAGAUAAAACCAGCCACGAUAUUAUAAACCACAUGCUGACAGACUGUAAAGACAGAAGGACUCAUCUGAUCCUGUCUUGCUGCACUUCUGCCACCUUAAUGGCCACCAGUGCCAAAAGGCCAUCGCUUGGAGCUGUGGCUCCUCGUAAGAAAGCAAGUCCUAAACCUGAACUGACAGAAGAAAUAAGGCAGGAGAUCCGAGAAGCCUUUGAGCUGUUCGACACAGACGGCUCAGGCUACAUCGAAGUGAAGGAGCUCAAGGUUGCCAUGAGGGCUCUCGGGUUUGAGCCCAAAAAAGAGGAGAUCAAGAAAAUGAUUGCAGAUGUAGAUAAGGAUGGCACUGGCAAGAUCUCGUUUGAUGACUUCCUGGCAAUCAUGAGCCAAAAGAUGGCUGAAAAAGACUCCAAAGAGGAAAUCCUAAAGGCCUUUCGCCUGUUUGACGAUGAUGAAACCGGUAAGAUAUCUUUCCGCAACCUGAAGCGAGUUGCCAAAGAGCUCGGUGAGAACCUUACUGACGAGGAGCUUCAGGAGAUGAUUGAAGAAGCAGACCGAGAUGGUGAUGGAGAAGUGAGCCAGCAGGAGUUUCUUCGUAUCAUGAAAAAAACAUGUUUGUACUGAAAAAGAAGAUUAGACAGCAUCAUAUUAGCAGUAAUUUGGUUUCAUCAGACACUGAAAUGCACAAACAAAAAGAUGAUCGGGGUGAUAAAUAAAAAGCAUCAAAGAGUAUCUUAUAAAAGAAUAUCUUAUGCCUACAGGUUACUGUAUUUGAGAAGCUGAUUUAAGACUUAUUGGUGUUACUUCAGAUGGUUGUUUAUAAUGACUAUAUUGAAUACUUUAAGACAUAAAAAAAAACAGUAAAGUGUCAAAAAAAUAUUUAAUUUGGGAAAAAUUUUAAAUACCACAAAAAUGUUGGAUUUUUGAUCAAUGUUGACUUUUGCAGUGCCUACAACAGCCUUUACGUAUAAGAUUUUGAUCUUAGCAUUAAUCUAGUGCAAGUGUAUACUGUAUGUUAACGUGACUAUUUAUCUUGAUCAUGUUGCUUACACUUCCUGAGGGCAAUCUUUCAGGGAGAGCUGUUGUAUGCUGAGCUUGCUGUGUGUUUUCCCUUUUAGGUUUUUCCCCUUUACUUAUUCCAUGUCCGUUAAAAAAUACUAAGCUGAUAUGUAAGUUCACAUUUUUCUUUCAUUCAGCAUUUCAUAUGCAAAUACAAAUACAAGGGGUGUUCAAGUCUGGGAUGUAAAUGAAGUCAUAAAAUAGAUUGACAUUACAGAAGACUUCAAAGGCAGAUGAGACUCUGCAGUUGGCUCCGAGUCACCUCGAUGGGAAUCGGCUGGGAGUUAUUGCCAUUAGCCCCCAUACAGUCCUGAGUACAUGCUAAGUAAUCUUUCUACCUUGAUGGUGUCCAUACACUAGAUAAGUUCAUUAGUGUAGCAGGGGAUUAUAAAGACGCAUAAAUCAAGUUUUUAACCAUCACUAUAACUGUGUUCUGAUAUUCAAAAAUGUCCCAGUUUGACUUGAAUGCCCCUUGUAUAUUAAACUGUGGCUCUUGAAUAUUACCCCUUACAUUUUAGUUAAAAAAGGAAGGAUAGAAAAUUAUUUAUUUUUAUUUUAAUAAAUACAAAUAUUUUUAUCAAAUAAUCUUUAGACAGUUCUAUGUAUUUAGGACAAUGGUAGAUGAGCUUGCCUUAUAUGAAGAACCACAUCUGUCAGACACAAAAAUAAAAUAUAUAUUAUUUAUUGCUGUCUUAAUUAUUUUUAUUGAGGCCUAUUUUAUUUUAUUUUUUUAUUAUUAUUAUUAUUUUAUGUUUCUGUUUUUGUUUGAUUUUCAGUACAAAACAAUGUAAAUCCAUUCUGGUAAUUUUGUGAAAAAGUUUUGAAAAGAGAAUUGCAAAUACUAGAGUAAUUUUUGUGUGCAUGUUUUUUUUUGAGGCAAAGACAAAAAUGCCAUAAUAUAGCAAAAUGUGAUUUUUGUAUUAUUUUGCUAAAGCUUUAAAUAAAGUUUUCGACAGUUUUGUGACAAUUAAUAAAUCACUAAAAA